This is a messenger RNA of Anoplophora glabripennis (Asian longhorned beetle), 729 nucleotides long. RefSeq lists its product as uncharacterized. NCBI's taxonomy places the organism in Eukaryota, Metazoa, Arthropoda, Insecta, Coleoptera, Cerambycidae. The record is from RefSeq and is a predicted model, not a curated record. The transcript has 3 exons. The coding region runs from base 1 to 729 and encodes 242 amino acids.
AUGACUUUUAGAGUGUGCUUAGCUUUAAGUUUUAUUUUUUUAGCCGGUGCUACGCCACUAAAGCCUGCAUUUUGGAAAGGAACUCCUUUGGAUUCAGUGGUAGAAAGGAUGAGGUCUUCUUGUGAAGAAGAUGAUUCUAUUGCUUGCUUCCAGUAUAAGGCUUUUUCAUUUUUGGAUACUAUACUCCAGAGGGAUCAGUUUCAUUUGACUGAAAAUAUAGAGGUGACUCGUAACAAUUAUCGUUCUAAUGAAAUACUUGGAAGAUCAGACAAUUCUCUCGAAGAAGCAUUGGAGGAAUUUAUUAAAAGCCAUAAUGUUAAAAUUAGUUUACCAGCAAUUGGCGAUUUGACACUUGAUUCAAGAGGUUUGGAUAAUGAAGAAAUCGAUUUGAAACUGAAUUUUAAUUCUGGAAGAGCUGUUGAAGCUCGCAAGAAAUCCAAGUUGAAGAAGAUUUUUAUUCCAAUUUUGGUAUUCAUCCUGCUUAAAGCCAUAACUUUAGUACCUUUUGCCAUUGGUGUUCUUGGACUAAAAGCAUGGAAUGGUCUUCAGCUUGCAUUCUUUUCCUUUAUAAUCUCUACAGGCUUAGCCAUUUUCCAAAUGUGUCAGAAACUUGCUGCAGAUAGCGCCCACGCCCACAUAGCUGCCGCACCCGCAGGAUGGGAAGCUGUGGCUGCUAGAAAUUUCAACGAGGACGCUAAUAAAAUGGCAUAUUCUGCAUAUGUUAAUUAG